Molecule: messenger RNA, 1719 nt
Organism: Aspergillus calidoustus
Lineage: Eukaryota; Fungi; Ascomycota; Eurotiomycetes; Eurotiales; Aspergillaceae
Source: the annotation of a GenBank genome assembly
AUGUCGAAAACGAACACCAAACAGAAGAACCGCGAGGAAAAAGUCAUCCUUGAAAAGGACGACGCAGAGAGAAAGCUAGAGAGUCUGCUCUUCGGGGGCGACGACUUUCAAAGCACAUUGAAGACGGGCCAAGAUGGCGACGCGCUAGCACUCGCAAACGUUUCCGACGAAAGCGCAGACGAAGCGGGGGAUAUUGAGGAGGAGGAAGAUUUGGAAAACAUCGACGAUGCAGAUCUCUUCUUUCUCGACUCUGGAGCUGGACCGGUGUCCACAGAGCUAGAUGAGUCUCAUGUGGUCCCGGCUGGCGCUGAAGACGACGAUGAAAUGAACGAAUUGCCCGCAGUGUGGCAUGACAGCGACGAUGAGCGCAUCACGAUAUCUCUAGCCGGGAACAACAAAUUGAGGAAAUUGCGUGUUUCCGAGUCAGAGGAUAUUAUCAGUGGAAAGGAGUACAUUCGGCGAUUGCGGAGGCAGUAUCUGCAGCUGCACCCCACGCCGGACUGGGCUAACCCGAAGCUGAACAAGCAGCCGGAUGAAGAUGAGGAUGAAUCUGACCGCGUAGAUGAGAUGGAUACAGAUGACGAGGAGACGCAGGCUACGCAGCCUCUGGCGAAGCUUUUGCAGGGUAUGGACUUUACAAAGAUUGAGACGCAGGGCCCAACGGGUGGUCGGCCGAAGCUGCGAAAGGAAGUUAUUGGUAUCCAACGAUUGAAGGAUAUCGGCAAGGACCAGCCGUCUGCCGUCACAUCACUCACCUUCCACCCGCACUACCCGUUGAUCCUCUCCUCAGGGCCAGCCUCAACCCUCUUCAUCCAUCACAUCGCCCCCGAUGCACCAGCUCCGAACCCCCUUCUCACCUCUCUCCACAUCCGCCGCACCCCAAUCACCACCUCCGCCUUCUCCUCUCCCAACGGUAAUCAUAUUUACGCCUCCGGUCGCCGCCGCUUCUUCCACAUCUGGGAUCUCAAUAGCGGCAAAGUCGACAAGAUCAACGGCUCUGCGGACCGUCGCGAGGAGCAGAAAUCCAUGGAACGCUUCAAGCUCUCCCCCUGCGGUCGAUACAUCGGCCUGGUUGGUUCCACCCGCAAGGGCGGCGGUGUCAUCAACAUCCACAACACUGGCACAGCACAAUGGCUCGCACAGGUCCGCGUGGACGGCCGCGGCGGCAUCGCGGACUUCGCGUGGUGGGCCAACGGUGAAGGCUUGACGGCCGCCAACCUGAACGGUGAAAUCUCCGAAUGGGAUGGGCAACUGAACCGCAUUGUCGCUCGUUGGAAGGACGCUGGCGGCGUUGGCACAACCGUCCUCCGCCUCGGCGGCUCCCUCUCUCAGUCUCAGAGUAGCGAACACUCUCUCGGACCAGACCGCUACCUCGCCAUCGGCAGUAAAAGCGGUAUUGUAAACAUCUACGACCGAUCCACCUGGACAUCCACAUCCCUCCCCCGCAAUCCGGAACCCCUGCGCGCCCUCGACCAGCUUGUGACCCCGAUCACGCAAAUCGAGAUUGCGCCCGACGGGCAGUUCCUGGCCAUGGCGAGUGAAACGAAAAAGGACGCUCUAAGGCUCGUGCAUUUGCCGUCCUGCAUCGUAUAUCGCAACUGGCCGACACAAAGUACCCCGUUGGGGCGCGUGACGAGUGUGGCGAUAUCGCCAAACUCUGAGUAUCUGGCCGUUGGAAAUGAAAGAGGAAGGAUUAGGUUCUGGCAGAUCCAGGGGUAG